GUGACAGGACCCGUCGGUCGCGGUUGUGUCUGGGAAGGAGAGAAAAUGGCGGCGGAGCCGAGUAAGACCGAAAUCCAGACCCUUUUUAAGAGGCUCCGCGCAGUUCCAACCAACAAGGCCUGCUUCGACUGUGGCGCCAAGAAUCCGAGUUGGGCCAGCAUCACGUAUGGUGUGUUCUUGUGCAUUGACUGCUCCGGGGUGCACCGCUCCUUGGGCGUCCAUCUCAGCUUCAUCAGGUCCACAGAGUUGGAUUCCAACUGGAACUGGUUCCAGCUGAGGUGUAUGCAGGUCGGCGGGAAUGCCCAUGCGACAGCUUUUUUCCGCCAACAUGGAUGCACAGCCAGUGAUGCAAACACCAAAUACAAUAGCCGUGCUGCUCAGAUGUAUCGGGAGAAGAUCCGGCAACUGGGGAGUGCGGCCCUGGCUAGGCACGGCACCGAUCUUUGGAUUGACAAUAUGAAUAGUGUUCCCAAUCAUUCCCCAGAGAAGAAGGACUCGGAUUUCUUCACGGAACACACCCAACCCCCUGCCUGGGAUGUGCCAGCCACUGAGCCUUCAGGAACCCAGCAGCCAGCCCCGUCUGCAGAGAGCAGUAGCCUGGCACAGCCAGAGCACGGCCCCAAUACGGACCUGCUUGGCACCUCACCCAAAACCUCUCUGGAAUCCAUGUAUCUGUCAGCUAGAGGGGCCCCUCCUGCCAGAGAACUGAGAAGCUCCAUCAUUGGCAAGAAGAAACCAGCGGCAGCUAAGAAAGGGCUGGGUGCCAAGAAAGGCCUAGGGGCCCAGAAGGUGAGCAACCAGAGCUUCAGCGAGAUUGAACGGCAGGCCCAGGUGGCAGAGAAGCUCCGUGAGCAGCAGGCAGCUGAUGCCAAGAAGCAGGCCGAGGAGUCCAUGGUUGCUUCCAUGCGUCUGGCCUACCAGGAGCUCCAGAUUGAGCGUCAGAAAGAGGGAAAGAAGCUGCAGAACCUGGAAGGGAGGAAGCGAGAGCAGGCAGAGAGGCUGGGCAUGGGCCUGGCGUCCCGAAGCUCUGUCUCUCAUUCCGUGCUGUCUGAGAUGCAGGUGAUCGAGCAGGAAACCCCAGUGAGUGCAAAAUCCUCUCGCUCGCAGCUGGACUUGUUUGACGAUGUCGGUACUUUCGCCUCUGGACCUCCAAAGUACAAGGACAACCCCUUUUCCUUGGGAGAAAGUUUUGGUUCCCGCUGGGAUACAGAUGCCACGUGGGGUAUGGACAGGGUAGAGGAGAAGGAGCCAGAAGUCACCAUCUCAAGUAUCCGGCCGAUUUCGGAAAGAGCCACAAACCGGAGGGAAGUGGAGAGCCGGAGCUCGGGCCUCGAGUCCAGUGAGGCACGUCAGAAAUUUGCAGGAGCCAGAGCCAUCUCAUCCGACAUGUUCUUUGGGCGGGAGGUGGAUGCUGAGUAUGAAGCCAGGUCUCGGCUACAGCAGCUCUCAGGCAGCAGUGCCAUCAGCUCUUCAGACCUUUUUGGGGACAUGGAUGGAGCCCAUGGAGCAGGCAGUGUGUCUCUGGGGAAUGUGCUUCCUACGGCUGACAUUGCCCAGUUUAAGCAGGGUGUCAAGUCUGUGGCUGGGAAGAUGGCUGUGCUGGCUAACGGUGUGAUGAAUUCCUUGCAGGAUCGCUACGGUUCCUACUGAUCCGAGCUCCAUGGCUCAGGCUCAUGGUGACAGCAGCAAGAACUUUGUCAUUCCCAGGCCAAGGAUGCUUACCUUGUGGAAGCCGGGGAGGACUUGUUACUUUUCAUGCAUGGUGUGUGAGUGGGGUGGCCUUUGAGGACAUCGGGCGAAGUGGAUGGCCCCAGCCCUUGUCCUCCACCUGUGGAUUGAGCCUUGUAUUUGCUUCCCCUCACACCCUCCUCUUUGUGCUAGAUUCUCGUCCUGUUGUCUUGCCCCACAGCUGCUGCUUGCUUGUCCUGUGACACUGGGAGUGAGGGGAGGGAGUUCCCGGAUGGCUUGGUCUGGGUCCAGCCUUCCCCCAGCAGGGAAGGUGAAGGAUGCAGGGUUUUUGCUGGCUUUGGGGUCCUUGUAGUGUGUCCAAGGGCACAGGCCUUUGUCCUCUGGAGCCAGGGGCCUAGGCCGUCCCCAGGGGAACGAGGCUCUCGACUUGCUGCUGUGGCCUCUUCUGGGUACCAGGAGAGGGCAGGGGAGGGGAAGGACCUUAGUCUGGGCCUUACUAAGGGCUAGAAACAUGACCCUAGCACCUGAGGGUUUCAUUUGGGAUCAGACUGGAGGCCUGCGUGAUCUUCUCCUGCCUCUUAUCCCUUCUACAGUCAUCGCCUGGAGCAGUACUUCCAGGUGUCUCGAAUCAUCUACUGUGGACUGCAGGACCUCUGUCCCCUCUUGAGAUGUUCUGUGUCCCUUCUUCCCCUAGUCGGUGGCCACGGUGGGUCUCAUCUGCCGUGUCCUGACUGGAUGCUGUGAGCAUAAUGCUAGCCCAGGAAGCAGAGGAUGUGAGGAACGGAAGCAGGGCCUAGGGCUCUUUCCUCUGCAUAAUCCUUGCUUAGGGGGCCUGGAUGCCCCCCCGCCACGGGAGUGCUUGAGGCCCUACAGAGCUGCAGGCCUCGCCCUCUGGCAGCUGGGCCAUGCACUGUGUCAUUCUUGGUGCCACUUUUCCCUGCCAUGCUGGCAGUCUGGGCCCAACCCCACCUCUGGGAUGUAGGUUGGUCUCCCAAGCAACACAGACCACUCUUUGCCCUCCCCUCCCCCAGAGGGAUGUGAUCUUCUUUCUGGACUAUUUGUAUUGAAACAAAGUGGUGUCAAAAUAAAGCCCCCGCAGGGCCCUGGGUCCCUGUUGGUCUGAGUGAA
Carlito syrichta (Philippine tarsier) is the source of this 2817-nucleotide messenger RNA. It is a transcript of the gene ARFGAP2, whose product is annotated as ADP ribosylation factor GTPase activating protein 2. Gene Ontology annotation, biological process: COPI coating of Golgi vesicle. Bases 46 to 1650 code for a protein of 534 amino acids. The transcript has 17 exons. Gene Ontology annotation, molecular function: GTPase activator activity. NCBI's taxonomy places the organism in Eukaryota, Metazoa, Chordata, Mammalia, Primates, Tarsiidae. The record is from RefSeq and is a predicted model, not a curated record.